UGUCUAAGGGUCUGCGCCUGCGUGGAGUAGAGAUCCGAAAGGCAAAAUAUUUGAGGUUGUGGUGAGCCACGUUCGAAUGGUGAGUCCGCACGAUUUAUCAGUUGGAUUAGAGCGCGAUCACGAGCUGACAAGGAGGGAUAUUUGGCAAGGGCGCCCCCCACAGAUUCCAGUUCAGAGCUCGUGCGCUCGACAUUGAGCGGCCUUUGAUUAUGAUUGCCCUUGUGCCUGGCCGAACGACAGCUCAUGGGAACUUGGGGAUCCAGCGGCGCAGACUCUUCUCCGUGAGCAACGUCGCCUUGCUUCCGAUGGCGUCCGAGUGCGUCAGUAUUUUGAAUGAUCAUGCGAUAAAGUAUAUGACAGGUGCCCCGUUUCGCCACAGGGUUCGACUCAUCCUAAUAUCGUCGUGUCCCUUCGAAGACGACACGACGAGGAGCGAGCAAGGGCAGCUUGUGAGAAAAGUCAGGAGAGUGCAGAAUGCCACCAAAGGUGGUCGCACCACGCGCAAGGGCUUGGCACUUUUUGGAUGGCUACCUGAUAUAUGGGUUGCACUUUUCAGGGCCAGCAGGCGCAGUGCCUUGCACAAGCACUACAGUGGAUGCGCCAGCAAGGGCGGCCGCAGUCUGCCAGCUUACUAUAUUCUUGCUUGCGUCUUGCGGGGUAUGGAACGUCUGGGUUCCGUCGCUAUCAGCCGACUCUGACCCUGUGCCUGAAAAGCACAUACGUUAUAUAUGUAGAGUCCUUUCAUUUGGAAAAUAAUUGGCUAUUUCGG
Messenger RNA from Tilletiaria anomala UBC 951, 769 nucleotides. RefSeq lists its product as uncharacterized. The coding region runs from base 210 to 698 and encodes 162 amino acids. NCBI's taxonomy places the organism in Eukaryota, Fungi, Basidiomycota, Exobasidiomycetes, Georgefischeriales, Tilletiariaceae. The transcript has a single exon. The record is from RefSeq and is a predicted model, not a curated record.